AUGGACUGGGAGUCCUCAUAUGAGCUGGAAUUGGAGAAUUUCCUAGACCAUGGAGAUAUGGGUGAAAUCUGGUUUGGGGAGAAUGUUAUGAGACAGACAGUCAAGUGGGUUAAAGAGAAAUGCUGUGCAAAUGAGGCAAUACUUGAUAUUGGAUGUGGAAAUGCAGCUCUCCUUCUUGCUCUUCAAAAGGAAGGGUUUGAUAACUUGACAGGAUGUGACUAUAGUGAGAAAGGUAUUGACUUGGCAUCAGUUAUAGUGGCACAGGAACAGAUUCCCUCCAGGAAUCCUAUAUCAUUGCAUACAUGUGACAUUCUGGAAGAAAGAGAGAUUGAGCAGCUUGGUCAAGGGAAGUUUGGCUUGAUCCUUGAUAAGGGGACUUAUGAUGCCAUCCGUCUCUCACCACAAGACUCUGAGGGUAAAGGGGAGACCUAUGUGAAACAUGUGGCCUUUCUGAACCGUCCUGGUGGCCUUUUCCUCAUUACAUCAUAUUUCCAGCUGUUAGAUCAGAUUCCUUAUCCCCAGAUCUCAUUUGUAACCCCUCAUUGUGCCAAAAUUGCAUUUUCAACACCAUGCACAAAUAGCUGCAUGAUAGAAGGUGUGGAGGCAGAGGAGAUGGGAAGUUGCAUCCAAGGCAUUCUCCUCCCUGAGGUGGUGAGCCUUUUAGGCCGUCAGGGAAAACAGUGUGUGAUGAGGAUCCAAUCAAGUCAGGUUCAUCUGAUCAUGCUGGAGAGUGGAGCUGUAGGAGGAGUCCUCGUUUGGGCUGAACUUGAUGCCAACAACUUCUUCUCUGAAUACAACAUGGAUGGUGUCACUCCUGAGCAUAAUGAGAUCCUCCUUGAAUUUGAGACUGGUUUGUUCCUCCCAUUUCCAAUAGUAAGUGAUGGCUGCAAAAUUGAUGCAAGACAAGAGGGUAAGCUGGCCAAGACACUAUCAUCCUUCAAGAGUUCUCAGAAUGCCAAAUCAGUGAAGCUGAAGCUGACCAAGAAGCAUUCCCCCUGCCUCACCCUUGAGAUUGAAUUGGCUUCAGCACUGUCCUUAUCAAGGAUCUGUGUUCAUGACAUUCCCGUUGGAGUGUUACCUCGAAGACUCUGGUCUGACUACAGUGGACCUCCUGACCUCCCUGUCUUUGAUGCAAGUGUGAGCAUCCCUUCCUUGAAGCCAGUGAGGAGCAUCCUGGAUCGGAUGAAGAACCUGAGUCAACAUCUGAUUGUGUCAGGGAACAGUAUUGGGAAUCUUUGUUUCCGAGUGGAAACAAACCUCGUCUCUGUCAAGACUGUCUUUACUUAUGGAUCCCUUCCACAAUGGGAAAGAGUGAAAGUUGAGAAGAGGGAUGGAGAAGAGCAGGAGGUUUUUCAUGGGGCUCGUAUUGACAUCAAGAAGCUGAACCACUUUGUCUGCUCAGAAAAUAUUAACUUCUGUGAAGCUGUCUGCAGUAUUGUGGAGAAUCAGUUGGUGCACCUGGCCCUCCUCACUGACUCCAUGAUCAUCCAGUGUCAUAUCCCUGCCAUGUCCAUUUAACCCAACCCAACAUAACAGUUGCAUCUCUGCAAUGGCCAUCAAACUCAGUCUUAUAGUGUCAGUGUCACAUCCCUCCCAUGACCAUUAGCUUUGACCUAGCACUGCCAUGACUUUCAUGUUUUUAUUUUUUCCUUGAUUUGAUCCUAUUCAGUUGCUGACCUUUUGAAAAUAUGUAAUGGAACCUAUUUUGCUUCUUUGUUUAUUCUCACUUCCUCUAAAUUACUACUAGAUUCAAUUUGAUUUUGCCUUUUAGGUUGAUUAAUGUGUGAAUGCCCCAAAAAGUUUCAGAAUCUGUAAUAAGUUGAGUGGUGAAGUCUGAUCUGGAAGAUUGGGUAU
Molecule: messenger RNA, 1854 nt
Organism: Darwinula stevensoni
Lineage: Eukaryota; Metazoa; Arthropoda; Ostracoda; Podocopida; Darwinulidae
Source: the annotation of a GenBank genome assembly